Molecule: messenger RNA, 2991 nt
Organism: Cotesia glomerata
Lineage: Eukaryota; Metazoa; Arthropoda; Insecta; Hymenoptera; Braconidae
Gene: Hmt-1
Product: ATP-binding cassette sub-family B member 6
Exons: 11
Coding region: 361-2943 (860 amino acids)
Biological process (GO): transmembrane transport; heme transport
Cellular component (GO): membrane
Molecular function (GO): heme binding; ATP hydrolysis activity; ABC-type heme transporter activity
Source: RefSeq, a predicted model, not a curated record
CGCUUCUCACUUUUCAGUGGUGUACGUAGUUACUUUUUGUGCUCAUUUUAUUUUUCUUUCAUUCAUAAUGUAAUAAUUCAGUGACAUCACAUGGCAUUGUAAAUGACUCUCCAAAAAGUAUAUUACACAAAAGAUAAAUAUUAUAAAAAAACAACUAUUUACAUUUUGUUAUUUAUGAUGUACUUUUUUAUUAUUCAUUUUACUUGCAACAAUAAUUAAGUCUUCGGAAGUAAAUAAAUAGGUAAAAAUUCAUAUCAUAUAGAUAGCGAAUAUCUAAAAUCAUUAUCGAACUAUACUUGAUAAAAGUGGCAUUUGAUAAAGAAUUACUAAAGUACAAAAAUAAAUAAAGCUGUUUAUAAAAUGGAUACGAUGGAUAGCAAUAAUAAUAUAUCAAUGACAUUUUGUCCACCGAAUGUAACAUUUGAUGAAAUAUGGGUGACUCAUGGAAUGUCAAAAUGCUUCCUGGACACCGUUUCUACUGCAGUUAUUUCAUUAUAUUUGUUAAUAUUUGGUACAUUGCAAUUAGGGAUGUACUGGAAAUAUGGAACUCCUCGAAAUACUUCAUUACCACGAAGUAAAUUGUAUAAUUUACAAAAAUUAUUUUUAUAUCUUGUACCAGUACUUAGUUUUACUAGGAUUAUACUACAAGCUACGAUAUUGGAUGAUAAAAAAGUUUAUGGUUACAUGAUAUUAACUACAUGUCUAACCAUGAUUAUUUAUCCGUACUCUGUAUUAAUAUUAAGGGUAGAACGGCACAAAUUGUUGCCAUCAGUACCACCACGUGGUCAUGGUUUAGUACUUCUAGGUUUUUGGACAUUUGCAUUUAUUGGUGAAAAUUUAUCUUUUUUCAAUAUUGGUAAAUCCGAAUGGUGGUUCCAUUUGAAUACACCGAGUGAUCAAAUAGAAAUGUCAUUAUUUGUCUUGAGAUAUGUGAGCAAUUUGAUGAUCUUCGCAUUAGGAUUAAGGGCGCCUGGAAUAUUUGGUAGUUCUGAGCUUGAUUAUAAUACACUGAAUGAUAAUAAUGUUAAUUCAAGAUAUUAUCAAAGUCGUCCAGACGACAAUCAAUCAACAUGGAAGAAUGUUUGGUACAAAAUAAAAACACUGAGUCCAUUUUUAUGGCCAAAGAGUUUUUUACUGCAAUUACGAGUAUUAUUUUGUUUUUCAUUGUUAGCGGGUGGUCGUGUGAUUAAUCUAUAUGUUCCAAUAUAUAGUAAAAAAAUUGUUGACAGUGUUAUAGAUUUAUCUUCCAUCAAUUAUAGGUGGGACUUAAUUGUUAUUUAUGUCCUUUUUAAAUUUUUACAAGGCGGUGGUACCGGUGGUAUGGGUGUAUUAAACAAUUUACGAUCAUUUUUAUGGAUAAGAAUACAACAGUAUACAACACGUGAAGUUGAAGUUGAAUUGUUCAGACAUUUACACAGUCUAAGUCUUCGAUGGCAUCUCGGACGCAAAACUGGCGAAGUAUUACGUAUAAUGGAUCGUGGAACAGAUUCAAUAAACAAUUUACUAAAUUACAUAUUAUUUUCUAUUGUUCCCACCAUAGUUGACAUUAUUGUUGCUAUUAUUUUCUUCGUUACCGCUUUUAAUCACUGGUUCGGACUCAUUGUCUUUAUUACAAUGUUCUUAUACAUACUCGCAACAAUUGGUAUCACCGAGUGGCGUACAAAAUUCCAGAGACGAAUGAAUCUGGCGGAUAAUGCACGUAAUGCAAGAAGCGUCGACAGCUUGCUGAACUUCGAAACUGUCAAGUAUUAUGGUGCUGAAAGUUACGAAGUUGAUAGUUACAGAGAAGCUAUUUUGAAAUUUCAAAUUGAAGAAUGGAAGUCAUCGAUAACUUUGAAUAUGCUUAAUACUCUGCAGAAUGUUAUCGUGUGCGGAGGGUUACUUGCUGGAUCUCUUUUGUGUCUUCACAUGAUUGUUUAUGAAAAAACAUUAACUGUAGGAGACUAUGUAUUGUUCGCUGGUUACAUUAUUCAACUUUAUGUUCCAUUGAAUUGGUUUGGAACAUACUACAGAGCGAUACAAAAGAAUUUCGUUGAUAUGGAAAAUAUGUUUGAGCUAUUACGUGAAGACCAAGAAGUAAUAGAUGCUCCUGGUGCCGGACCAUUGAUAGUAAAACGCGGACAAGUUGAAUUCAACAACGUAACAUUUGGAUACGUUGGUGAGAAAACAAUACUGAAAAAUGUGACAUUUACGGUGCCAGCCGGUAAAACUGUAGCCAUUGUUGGACCUUCGGGUGCUGGUAAAUCGACAAUUAUGCGACUACUGUUCCGCUUUUAUGACGUGGAACAAGGUUCAAUUUGUAUUGAUGGUCAAAAUGUCAAAACGGUGAAACAAGAUUCUCUAAGAAGUGCCAUCGGAGUUGUGCCUCAAGACACUGUUUUAUUCAAUAAUACAAUUAAAUAUAAUAUUCAGUACGGUGCGAUAGACGCGCCAGAAGCUGAUGUUAUUGCGGCAGCUAAAAACGCAGAUAUUCACGAGAAAAUUUUAACGUUUCCCGAGGCUUAUGAAACACAGGUUGGAGAAAGAGGAUUAAGACUAAGUGGCGGUGAAAAACAGCGUGUAGCCAUAGCGCGUACAAUGUUAAAAGCUCCAAAAAUAGUUUUAUUAGACGAAGCAACAAGUGCACUUGACACUCAAACUGAAAGAAAUAUUCAAGCAGCUCUAAAUCGUGUAUGUAAUAAUCGGACGACAAUUAUAAUAGCCCAUAGACUGUCGACGAUAAUAAACGCCGAUGAAAUACUAGUUUUGAAAGAUGGGGAAAUAGUUGAACGUGGCAAACACGAGGAAUUAAUCUCUUAUGGUGGUGUUUAUCGGGAUAUGUGGCAUGCACAGUUACAAAAUGACCAAGAAGCGCCAUCAGAAGACACCAGUAAGGAAAAUAAUAAAAGUAGUGAAAGUAAUUCAAAACCAUUGCCUCCAGGACAUCCCCCUAUUCAUUUUUGAAAAUUUCAUUGAAAAGAUUCGUUUUUAAAUAAAUAAUUAUUACUGAGA